This is a messenger RNA of Sporisorium graminicola, 495 nucleotides long. RefSeq lists its product as uncharacterized. The coding region runs from base 1 to 495 and encodes 164 amino acids. Lineage: Eukaryota; Fungi; Basidiomycota; Ustilaginomycetes; Ustilaginales; Ustilaginaceae. The record is from RefSeq and is a predicted model, not a curated record. The transcript is spliced from 2 exons.
AUGACCUCCGCGCACCCGGUGUUGACACUGAUCAACCGUUGCGACGCCCUCGCGCAGCAGUUCGACACGACGUUCGCGGCCUCGUGCAAGUUGCUCACCGACGUGGCGAACGGCAACAUCUCGCCGUCUGGCCCGCAGACGAUGGACGAGGCGCUGAUGGCGCUGCGCGAUACGCUCGAGACCUGCGAAGCAACGGUCUCGCAGAUGCAGGGCUGUGUCUGGGAAGAUAUCCCGCACUUGCUGAACCAGCUGGACAGUGGCGGCGAGGCCGGUGUGGGCAACUGGAACCCGAGGCAGGCGUUGACUGACAUUUCGGAGCUGUUUUACUCGUACUCGGACCUGCUGCUCAAGAGACGCGAACUGCUGGCCGACUUUACGUGCGAAGAAAUCUCGCCCGCCGAGUUUGUGCGCAGCUGGACCAACAUAGACUCGAACCUGGCAAUGCAGCGCAAACAGCAGGUCGACGACCUGGCCGACCUCCUGGCUGCAUUCUAA